This is a messenger RNA of Physcomitrium patens, 2955 nucleotides long. RefSeq names its product protein transport protein SEC23 F. Gene Ontology annotation, cellular component: COPII vesicle coat; endoplasmic reticulum exit site. Lineage: Eukaryota; Viridiplantae; Streptophyta; Bryopsida; Funariales; Funariaceae. Gene Ontology annotation, biological process: COPII-coated vesicle cargo loading; endoplasmic reticulum to Golgi vesicle-mediated transport; COPII-coated vesicle budding. Gene Ontology annotation, molecular function: GTPase activator activity; zinc ion binding. The record is from RefSeq and is a predicted model, not a curated record.
CUCCUCCCGAGCCCGUGCCCGUUCCGUGUGUGUGUGUGUGUGUGUGUGUGUGAGAGAGAGAGAGAGAGAGAGAGAGAGCAAGUCCGUCUGUGUGCAUGGCUGUGUGAUUGAGUGUCUUGCUUCGUUCGUUCGUUCUUUCGUUCGUCCAUCUGGUUGUCUGGCUCUCUCUCGAGCAGGCUCACAGAGUGUGAGUCUCUGCUGCUGCUGGUGCCUUGCUCUGUUGUUGCGUUGCUUUGGCUCGCUGGCCAUGAAGCCCCACUUCGGCUCCUGUCUUUUAGGCUUUGUGUUUCUGUUGCAUGAAGUCGGUCUUGUGGGUGUGCGCAUUAAGUAAACGGGGUAGCGAGAGAGAGAGAGAGAGGGGUCAGAGAGCCAGGGAGAGAGAGCGAGAGAGUCAGAGAGGGGUCGCUAGGUGUUGGGAGGAGAACAAGAGGUUUUGUGGUUUGGUGGCUUAGUGAGUUAUUAUCGUCGCUCGCCCAGCGGGGGUGUCGAUGGCAGAAUUUUUUGCGGAGGUGGAAGCGGCAACAGGGGUGCGCAUGCCCUGGAAUGCGUGGCCCAACACCCAGAUCGAAGCAGCCAAGUGCGCUGUGCCCUUUGCGGCCGUCGUGACGCCAUUGCAUCAUGGAGGAGGCGCAGACAGCACUGCCCCACCGGUGAAUGUGCUACCCUACCCUCCGCUUCGAUGCAAAACAUGUCGAGCUGUUUUGAAUCCCUUUUGUCGUGUGGAUUUUGACGCCAAGAUCUGGAUCUGCCCCUUCUGCUACCAACGCUGCCACUUCCCCUCACACUAUGCCUCUAUCUCGCUCAACAAUCAGCCGGGCGAGCUCUACCCGCAAUGUGCCAGCGUCGAGUACAAGAUGGCCGGGGAGGCUGGAUUGCCGCCCGUGUUCCUGUUCCUGCUGGACACAUGCUUAAUCGAGGAGGAGCUGGGCUACUUGAAGGCGUCUCUCUCGCAGGCGCUUACGCUGGUACCGGAGAAUUCAUUGGUAGGGCUCAUUACGUUCGGGGCUCAGGUGCAUGUGCACGAGCUAGGGUUUUCGGAGUGCCCCAAGUCGUACAUAUUUCGAGGCGCUAAGGAUGUUACCAAGGAACAAAUCCUUGAGCAGCUUGGUCUAACUAAUCGUGCGGCAGGAGGGUUGCAACGGGGGGCACCUCCUCCGCCUGUGGGUGUGAUUGCCGGAAUAGGUGAAGGCAUCUCGGCUUCGAGUGUGAACAGGUUUUUGCUCCCGGCAUCUGACUGUGAAUUCACGUUGAAUACUCUGCUGGAUGAGCUCCAAAAGGAUGCGUGGCCUUUUCCGUCGGACCAAAGGGCUGCACGGUGCACGGGGACCGCGCUGACUGUGGCGACUGGACUUCUCGGUGCGUGUGUCCCAGGUACUGGGGCUCGAAUCAUGGCUUUUGUAGGAGGGCCGUGCACUGUGGGAUCGGGAACCAUUGUUUCCAAAGAACUUUCCGAUCCCAUUCGGUCGCACAAGGAUAUUGACAAGGACACUGUGCCAUUUUACCAUAAGGCUGUCAAAUUUUACGAGGGAUUAGCGAAGCAGCUGGUGACACAGGGGCACGUGCUGGAUGUUUUCGCAUCUGCUCUUGAUCAAGUUGGGGUAGCAGAGAUGAAAGUGGCUAUUGAGAAGACUGGCGGUUUAGUUGUCUUAUCUGAAAGUUUUGGCCAUCCUGUAUUCAAGGACUCCUUGAAACGGGUGUUUGAAACCGGGGAUCACGCACUUCAGUUGUCAUUCAAUGGCAUUUUUGAGGUUAGUUGCUCUAAGGAGAUCAAGGUCCAGGGGGUUAUUGGUCCUUGUGCAUCAUUGGAGAAGAAGGGAACGUCUUGUUCGGACACUGCGAUUGGUCAGGGGAACACCACAGCUUGGAAAUUGAGCGGCUUGGAUCGGAGUACAACGUUGGCUGUGUUUUAUGAUAUCAAUCCAUCGUCACAAUCUGGGCCCACUACAGCAAUCGGUCAGCAAUUUUUCCUUCAGUUUCUAACUUUUUAUCAGCACUACGAAGGAGAUAUGCGGCUCCGUGCCACUACUAUUACGAGGAAAUGGGUUGAAGCGGGUACUCCAGGUGGAGUGGAAGAGCUAGUUGGAAGCUUCGAUCAAGAAGCUGCUGCUGUGGUCAUGGCUCGACUGGCUUCUCACAAAAUGGAAACGGAAGAUGGGUUCGAUGCGACGCGGUGGCUUGACCGAUCUCUCAUUCGUUUAGCGUCGAAGUUCGGGGAUUACAGAAAAGACGACGCUCAUUCUUUCAACUUCGCUCCUAAUAUUGCGAUAUUUCCUCAGUUUAUGUUUAAUUUGCGACGGUCUCAAUUUGUACAAGUCUUCAACAACAGCCCCGAUGAAACGGCUUAUUUUCGAAUGGUUUUGCAUCGAGAAACUGUAACAAACUCUUUAGUCAUGAUCCAACCAUCUCUUCUAUCCUACUCGUUCAAUUCACCUCCAGAGCCUGCACUGCUGGAUGUGGCAUCCAUUGCUGCUGACCGGAUCCUCCUAUUAGAUGCAUACUUCAGUGUAGUUGUUUUUCACGGGAUGACAAUAGCGCAAUGGAGAAAUGCAGGCUACCACAAGCACGAAGAACAUACGGCAUUUGCCCAGCUGCUCCAAGCGCCGCAAGAUGAUGCACAAGCUAUCAUAAAGGAGCGGUUCCCUGUACCAAGGUUAGUUGUAUGUGACCAAUAUGGGUCGCAAGCUCGUUUCUUACUUGCGAAAUUGAAUCCUUCAGCUACAUAUAAUUCGGCCAAUGGACCUGCCCCUGGUGGCGACAUUAUUUUCACUGAUGAUGUUAGUUUGCAAGUGUUCAUGGAGCACUUGAAAAGGCUGGCUGUGCAAAACUAGUACCUAUACUACAUUCUUUUUCCUCCAUCAUCUAGUUGUGCUGUGGUGGACUCUACUUGAUCAAUAAAAUACGGCCCAUGUACCCUAUUAUUUUAGGGGCCGCAUCUGUGUCAGUUGCUCUACUCAA